UCGAAUAUGUGCCAUUAGAGCACAUAUUUUGGCUCCAGGCAACAAAGAAUUUAAAAAAAGGAAACAAAUUAAUUCUAGCAAAAUUUUAGUAUCUACAUAAUAUUGUACAACUAUACAGUACUUAACCAUGAAAACUAUAUUACAUGGUUCAUUAUAUAAUUCCAAUUCUUCUAAUACUCCACCUCAAGUUAGUGCAAUGAUGUUUUGCACUACUAGCCUUUUAGUCAUUUGUUGAAGUGCCAAACUUUGAAGUCCUUUGGCGAGAACAUCAGCCGGUUGAUUAGUAGCUCAUGUCUAUGGUGUGCACACAUAACCACUUCUUUGAUGGUAGAAGGAACUUCAAGGGAGGAUAUUUGAAUGACAAAGGCUUGAAAAAAUGUUGAAAAGAAACAAAUUGAGAGACAAGGUGAUGAGUGCAGGAUUUAACACUUUUUUGGAUGACAAUAGGCAAAUUUCCAUUAGGGACACUAACACGUCCCAAGACGCUUUGGGUGGCUUUCAUCCUUGACAGGCUCUAGGAACUUGCCUUCAAUGGUCACCUUGAGCAUGUACAUCACCUUCGUAAGUUUUGAUUCUCCAUUUUCUGAGGGCUUCAACAUUUUAUGGACUUAGUGGUAUGCUCCUGCUUCCACUAGCUACUUCCCAUAAAUCACGACCUUUAAAUAGGAUUUAAUUAUGGUUUCCCAAUUUUUAUAAUUGUGUUUGCUCAAUUGAUGAGCCCACUCAUCCUAAAAUCUACCAUUGUGAUCUAUACUAACAAGCUUGGUCUAGAUGUAAUCAAUUCUACCAUCCUAGUUGGUGGUCCACCAUGAUCUUUGUAGCGUCUUGAUCUCUUGGUCCUUUACCACACAAUUUCUCAAAUAGUGGUCCUUAACCUUGCAAGACCUUGAACAAUUGGCAUGGAAUCUCCUUCUCUAAUACCAAAUUGCAGAUAGAUAGAUACCUGUGACCUCUAAGAAAUAAUUACCAAGAAAUGGUAAAAAUAUUAUUACCAAAUAUUGGAGAAAUAAGUAUACUAAGAAACUAUUGCACUUAAUAUUUCAUGUAGAAUUUCACCAAAUAUUCAACCCAAAACCAUGCACUAAAGCAACAAGAGGCCCAUGUCUUCUUAAUUAUCAUAUCAUAGUAAAAAGGCCCACAAGCAAACAACGCAAACAAAAUAGAUUAAAUAAAAAUACUAAAUAGGCCCAAAACACCAAUUCAAUAAGCUCGUUGAACUCUAAUUCUACAUAAUCAAGUAGCCUAACCUAAUUACUCCUUACCAAACAUUGCUUAAUCCCUAAGCAGUCUUUUUCUUCUUUUACCCAAACCCUCUCUUUCUACCAUAACUCCUGCAAUUGAAAGAAUGGAGAGAGAAUGGGAACAAGCUACUCUUUCUUUAAAGCUCUAAGGGUGAUUCUCUGAUCGUGGUAAUGAAAGGUAACAAUUGUGAUUGGCAAGGAGCGGCGGAAAAAACAAUGACUAAAAGGGUGACAACUAUGACAAUGGUGGUGAUGGAUUUCGAUCGGUGGUUGUGAUAGCAACAGUGGUGGUUGUGUGGUGGCCAACUUCAACAAUUGUGGUUCCCUCAUCUAGAAUAGUGUUGAUCUCUUACCCUCAAACAAAUAGCCCCCCACCCACUCUUACCCUCUCUUGUAUGAAGCAUUUUAGGCCGAUCCAAAGCUUUGGACACAAUUUCAAAAAUGAGAAAACCCCCCAUCCUUCGAUCUCUUGAUUGAAAGAAUUUAAGGUUAAAAAGUUUUUCACACUAAAAAACUAAGAUUUGUUUCCUCUUUUAAGCUUUUUUGGGUUGUCACAUAUAUUCUUGCUCAAGAAGAGAAAAUAGAUAGUGUGAUUAAGCACCAUUUCUGGUAAAUGGACGGUGAAGAUUGGCCAGAUCCACUUCCUAAAGGAUGGACAUUGAAGAAGUAUUCUAAUGGCAAGGUUUGGGCACAUAAUGCGAGGACUGGACAGACAUUUCGUACAAAAAAAGAUCUCCUUCGUUAUGUGCAUUAUGCUGAAAAUGUGCUUCCUCUUUUUGCUAACAACAAUCUCCCAUAUGAAAAUUCUCAAGCCGUAGCAGAUUCCAAAGGCAAAGCUGUUGAUGAUAACACAGGCGAAUCUGCAAAAGCUUUUGAUGAUAAAGAAGGAAAUGCAGAGCAACCUUCUGACAAUGAAGAUGGCAAUUCGGGGGAAGGUGAUGAUGAUGACGACGAGGAUGACAACAGUUUGUAUGGAGGUUUAGACUUCAGCAAAGGCAUUUGGGGCAUAGAUGAUGUUGAGAUAAUCGAACGCACAUCAUUCCAUGCUUCAGUUAUUGUAACUGAUGUCCCAAAUACCCACAAUAAUCAACUGCCAGAGAGAAACAUGAAGGUCCAGGCUGACCAACAGCUAGAGACGGAGACGAAGACAGUAACUGAACACCGGAGAAACAAGAGAACUGGGCCUCGGAAGAAAUUUAAAAUGCCUCCUAAGCGUUUUCGUGGAUCAGGCUCACGUAAGAACCGUCAUCAGAAGUCUUAGAAACUUUCCUUAUGUUUGCUCGUCCUGUGAAAACUCCAAAAUACAUGUCUACCUGUGGUGUUUUAUUUAUGAUAUUUCUUUUCUAAUUA
Molecule: messenger RNA, 2591 nt
Organism: Vitis riparia (riverbank grape)
Lineage: Eukaryota; Viridiplantae; Streptophyta; Magnoliopsida; Vitales; Vitaceae
Exons: 3
Coding region: 1855-2502 (215 amino acids)
Source: RefSeq, a predicted model, not a curated record